Molecule: messenger RNA, 638 nt
Organism: Empidonax traillii (willow flycatcher)
Lineage: Eukaryota; Metazoa; Chordata; Aves; Passeriformes; Tyrannidae
Product: class II histocompatibility antigen, B-L beta chain-like
Exons: 4
Biological process (GO): positive regulation of T cell activation; immune response; antigen processing and presentation of exogenous peptide antigen via MHC class II
Cellular component (GO): membrane; MHC class II protein complex
Molecular function (GO): MHC class II protein complex binding
Source: RefSeq, a predicted model, not a curated record
GGGUGUUCCAGUGGAUGAGAAGGACCGAGUGUUACUUCAUCAACGGCACCGAGCGGGUGAGGUACGUGGAGAGGUACAUCUACCACCGGCAGCAGUACGUGCACUUCGACAGCGAUGUGGGGGUCUUUGUGGGGGACACCCCGUAUGGGGAGAUCCAGGCCAGGUGCUGGAACAGCCAACAGGAAUAUCUGGAGGACAGAGAGGCUGUGGUGGACUGGUUCUGCCGGAAAAGCUACGAGGUGUUCACCCCGUUCACUGUGAACCGCAGAGUACCCCCCAGCUCAGACCAGUGUAUCCCCCGUCUCUCCCAGUGCCUCCCAGCGUGUCUAUCUCGCUGGUGCCGUCGAGCUCCCAGCCCGGCCCCAGCCCCUGCUCUGCUCCGUGAUGGAUUUCUACCCUGCCCGGUGCAGGUGAGGUGGUUCCAGGAUGGGCAGGAGCUGCCGGAGCACGUGGUGGCCACCGACGUGGUCCCCAACGGGGACUGGACCUACCAGGUGCUGAUGCCACAGGACACCGUCCACAGCAAGAUCCUGGUGGGGGUCGGGGGCUUCGUGUUGGGUUUCGUCUUCCUGGCGCUGGGGCUCAGCUUCUACCUGCGGGAGAAGAGCUCCUGAGCCGGCGGUGGCCGCAGCCCCUCC